Styela clava is the source of this 5536-nucleotide messenger RNA. The record is from RefSeq and is a predicted model, not a curated record. NCBI's taxonomy places the organism in Eukaryota, Metazoa, Chordata, Ascidiacea, Stolidobranchia, Styelidae.
UCUUAAAAUAUUUUCUAGGUAAUAUUUUGGUGCUGCCUAUUUCUCAUUAGCACGAUUGUAGGUGCAUAUAUGAAUAUUUUUUCACCUUGAAAGAUGAAGAAGCUAUUUUCCCAAGCUGCUGGUGGAGAUUAUGUUGGAAAAAUAAUUCGGAUUAAUAGGUAUCAAGUCACGGUGGAGGAAGUCAUUGCAGAAGGUGGUUUUUCCAUGGUAUUCUUAUGCAAACUCAAUUCUGGUCAACGUGUUGCAUUGAAGCGUAUGUUCGUCAAUAGUGAGGCUAGCUUAGAUGUUUGUAAACAAGAAAUCAAGAUUUGGGCGAGUCUUGCAAGUCACAAAAAUGUGGUUCAUCUCAUUGAUACCAAUAUAUCAAGGUCAUCCAAUAAUGACGGUGUCUACGAAGUUCUAAUGUUGAUGGAGUAUUGCAGAGCUGGUCAUGUUGUCCAACUUAUGAAUCAACGAUUAUCGACGAGGUUCAAUCAACAUGAGGUGCUUAAAAUAUUUUGCGAUAUACUGUUGGCAGUUGCUGCAUUACAUCAUUUCACACCGCCUGUAAUUCACAGGGAUUUAAAGGUUGAAAACAUUCUACUACACGACAAUGGAAACUAUGUUUUAUGUGACUUCGGUAGUGCCACAACAGCAGAACUUAAUCCAAAAGUUCAUGGUGUCGCUGCUGUCGAAGAGGAAAUUCUCAAAUACACAACAUUAUCAUACCGUGCACCUGAAAUGGUCAACUUAUAUUUGGGGAAAACGAUAACGACAAAAGCUGACAUUUGGGCACUUGGAUGUAUGUUAUAUAAAUUAUGCUUCUUUGAAAUGCCUUUUGGAGAAAGUUCACUCGCUAUACAGAACGGAGCUUUCACAAUCCCAGAUGAUUCUAGAUAUGCUAAAGAAGUUCACUGUUUAAUAAGGUAUAUGUUGGAACCAGAGCCAGAUUUACGACCUGAUAUUUUUCAAGUUGCGCAUCAUGCGUUCAAGCUAGCCAAAGCUCCUAAUAUGGUCAGAAAUCAAAAUAAUGCACCAAUAUUAGAAGAAUUACCUGUUCCACUGACAAGAACGCAAGCUGAAGAGCUAAAAGAGAUGGCUAAGAAGGAAGCGGCUGAGAAAGGGACAUUAAACGGUGCCGAGGGGCCAACAGAAACUAGCAUUGCUCCAAGGAGACGACCACAGGGUCUGAUAUCUGGUUCUGGUGCGAGACUUAAUGUGUAUCCAGCCUCUCCCGCACCUACUACUUCAUCACCAAGGCCACAUAUGGUCCGACCAUCAACACAGUCUACAAGCAAUUCAUCACUUCAAACACCUCGCACUGUUCAACCUGCAUCUUCAUCCCAAAUUUCUAAUACAGCUCGUUUGACAAAUCCUAAAGUUCUUCAACAACAACAACAAACUUCUUCUGCUUGGAAUAAUCAGUCCUUGCAACCGCAACAAGCACAGAGGCAGCUACCUGCCAGCAGCCAAGCCGUUACUGCCAAUAGGCCGCCUGUAACUCCCGGAAUUGAUCCAACGAUCGUUCUCAAACAAACCCAAUUCGCUCAGGAAAUAGCUGGACUACAGCAACAAGGCCGAGUUUUGCAACAAAGAAUGGUCGUCAUUCAACAUAGCUUGUCUGUGUUGAAUAAUCAAGCAGCUCAACAGCCAGCACUCAUUAAUCUGAUUACACCUAAAAUUCAACAUAUGCAACAAGAAGGCCAAGUUGUUCAGCAACAAUAUUUACAAAUAACUCAAAGAAUUGCUCAGAUUCAUCAAAUGCUUAAUCACCUGCGACAGUCUUCGGGACAAGCACAGCUUCAGGCCCAGCAAAUACAGGCUCAACGUCAGCAGCAAGCUCAACUUCAAGCUCAGGCUCAAGCUGCUGCACAACUUCAGCAACAACAGCAAGCCCAACUUCAACAACAGGCUCAGUUGCAACAACAGCAAGUUGAGAUGCAGCGAAGGGCACAGAUGAUGCAAUUACAACAACAACAAUCUGCCAUGCAAAAGGUGAACCAGCAAAAUGAGCAUAUUUCAGUUCGACGUUCUGGUAGUACAAGCAAUGCUCAUAUGCCUUCAAUACACCUUCAAGCUGCAUCACCCGCAGGUAGAGACACUCUGGAUGGCACUAGAAGAACUCACAGAAGAGUACAAAGCGAUGUUUCAGGUAUAACUGCAUCUGCACGAAGAAGACAUCAAAUAACACCUUGUGAUACAAAUGUUGUUGGAACAUUAAAUAAACAGAAAAGUACCAGUAGCAACAGUCUAACACCAGAUAUAGAAGUUUGGAAUCCUUUCGAUGGCGAUAAUUUUACGCAAAAUGUUGGAGAAGGCCAAGUUGAUGCUGACAAAGAAUUUGACGAAUUUUUGACAAUAAGAAACACUGAACCAGGAAAUUGUGAUGAUGUUCAGAAAGAUUUGUUCGGUGCAAAACCAUUUCAAGCUGGUAACAAACACCUCCCAACUCAUGUCGAAGAACCAACCGGAAGCGACGAACUAAUAGAAAAUACGAACAAUUCAAACUUUGUUACUAAAGACAUUGAUAAUAAUUUACAAAACACUGUUAAUGUGAAUGUAGAAGAAGACAAUUUUAUUAAAUCAUUGAACGAUAGCGUUCAAAGCGAUGACAGCUUUGGACAGAUACGUAUCGAGAAAGGGACUGUAGUCCCUGAACAUAGUUUUACUAUUGAUGGUUUUGGAAACGAGGGUGCUGAUAGUGGAAAAUCAGCUCCAGUGAUGUCAACAACUAAUAUUAAAGGAUAUAGGGUGUUUGGUGUUGUUGGAUUUUCAGAUGACCAGAGAUCUAGUGCAGAUGGAUCAGAAAAAGGAUAUCCCCAAGUUAGGGAUUCUGAAUCUUCUUUCUCAUCAUCUGAAGAUGAUGAAGAACAUCAUCAUAGAAAUGAAGAAGAGGAAGCAUUAGGAAGCAAACCUCUUAUCAUGGAGGAUGAUGAGGAUGAGGUUGAUCAUCCUGGAGAUAAUCUUCACGAUACUGAUGAAUUUGGACUUACACCCUUCAACUCUCAUAAGUCCCCGAUAAGUCACAUAAAUAGAAAACCACGUACCAGUUCCAUCGGGUCUGAAGUCUUUUCAAACGCACCAUUCACCAACACUCCCAACCCAGUCGGCGAGGAUUUAUUUGGAUGUACACCUUUCAAUGUGGCUGCUGUUCCUUCUGUACAUAUGAUGGCAAAUUUGCCGGAAGAAGAUGCCCAUACUACAAGUACAGAUGUCAAUCCUUUUGAUAACGCACCCUUUACUGCUCCUGCUGUUUCGCCGCCUCGUCCUAGUACAGAUCCCAACAAAGAUGCUUUUGGAGCUGCACCUUUUACACCAGAACCUGUGAAAAUGGAAUCGUCGUCAGAUCAGUCUCAAACUGAUACUGGAACGAAACUCAAUCUUCAUUUUACUCAUCUUCAACAAAAUCGCAAGGCAGCAAUUAGGAAGAAAACUCCAGGAAGACAAGUGAUAAGCUCUGGUGCGAGGAAAAAUAAUUCACCAAGAGAUCGAAGCAAUAGCAAAGGAUCUGGGAUGAGGACGCGUGUGAAAGCUUCAAGAAGCAGUAGCAAUAGUAGUAGUGGAAGUGGUAGAAGGGGGUCACAUCAUCACAAUGGGAGCAGCAGCCCCAACAUGAGCCCCGUUGUUGGUGCAGAUGAGGGUAAGAAGCGAAUGAGGAAAAAACCUGUGCCAAAACCAAGACACCACCACGCCAGUGAUAAUAAAUCCAGCUCGGCUUCUGAUGCAUUUGGUGAUACACCAUUUAUGCCGAUGACGAAUAAAGAAAUGUCUCCUCAAUCUGAUAAUUCCGCAAAAACAUUUCCACAACCAGGGUUGGAUGCUUUUGGAGCAGCUCCUUUUAACACAAAAAAUUCCUAGCCAAUAUUAUUUUUGUUGUUGAUCAUUUUUAUCUCUCGUCAAAAAAAAAGGAUUCCAUGCUUUCACUGGAUUUAUAAUACAAUCAAAUUCAUAGUUAUCAUUAAUUUAGUUAACAGCACCCUAUUGUUUAUUCCAUGUGCAAAUUUCAAAUAAUGUAGUUCCUCAACUUUUUUGUGAGAUUCGUUGUUGAGACAUUCUGUCUGUUUCAAAUGUUACGCUCAACGAUUUAAAUUUUUUUUAUAUUGAGUCGCUUUUUAAGGAGGUACCCCAGUCGUAAUUUCCUUUCAACUUAUCUUCAGGCUUGCAUACGAAAACAUGGGUAAAAUAUCAUCCGUUUAGAGUUGUACAUCUAGCCCCACAGUCAAAAAUUCGCUUAUUUUAUGGUGUUUCAAUGCAUCAUGGCAUUGUUUUCAUCUUCAAUCUCUACGAAAAGUGUAUAUACUUGCAAAUUAUAACAUACCUAACCAUAAUAAAUUGUUGUUUACAAUGCUGUAUAAUUAUCAGAUCAAUCCAUUUUUAUCUUUUCUUAUCUAAUUCGUUCUAAAUUUCUUUGUUCCUUUAAAAGUUGAUGUUCUGUUGCUACGUUUUUGCAUGCUUUUCCUAUAGUUAUUUUGGAAUAAGAUAUGCUGUUGACAUAAACAACACCGUAUAGCAUUGUUGCAGUUGAAGAUGUCUGGUUCAAACCCUAUGGCCACCACUGCAUGGUGGUCGUAAUAAGGUGAGUAGCCAACAUCGAAUUAGAAAUAUUCUGGUUUUUACAAAUAUCGGCAUUAGCAUUAGUGGCUGCAUGUUCAACAUCUUUUUCUGAGAGAAGUAAAAACGCUUCUUGUGGAAUUUAAAAUUAUUUUGUAAUCGAUUUGUUAUGCUAUGAAUAAAGAAAAGGAAAUAAUCCACAUUGAAAUUACAUUCAAACCUAAUUCUCGUCGCUUUUGCUUAUGACAUGAUGUGCUUUGUUGUCUCUUCAUCAACUUGCUCAAUUGCAAGCUUUACAAAAAAACAUCGCUGUUGUUUUUAGUUUCUUUUUAAGGUUUUUUCAUAUUUUUGUUGGAUUCUGAGUUUUAAUUGCAAAUAUAUUACUAACACAAUAUUCGCACAUAUUGAAAUAUACUCAUCAUGUGAAGCACAUAUAUUAUCUGUCUAUAAUAUCGCUCAAUGAUGUGUUGCCGUCACAUUUGUUUCUCAUUAGCUAUCUCACAUAUAUAAUUUGUUUGUUAUUUAGUAAUGCCAAAAUAUGCGAUAUUACCACUAGUGUCAUUUAUAGUUUGUUAAAAUAAGUUUGAAAUUCAAAUGAAUUGGGUAUACAAUGCCAAACCAGAAAGAUUCUGGCUUUUCCGAAAGUAGGAGCUCUACAUAUAAGAAGAUUCUUGUAAAGAGCCUUAUUCUGAGUGAAGACAGGACAUAAAGUAAAAAUAUUUGCCACGAUUUGAAAAAUUUUCGAUUAUUUCACAACAAAAUUGAAAUGUUUUUCUGUUCACUUAGUAAAAUUUGGCUAACGUCCUAAUUGUGCAUAUUGAGGCUUGCCUAUUGAUGCACCUAUGCUAUUAUCAGAGUAGAUUCUUUGUAUACAUAUCUGUGCCAUUUUCCUUUAUUUCUGCUUUAUUUUAUGUAUUAACUGUAUGUAUGUAUGUUAUUGUCAUUACUAUUCCAGCGUUAACUUUCUUGAACAGAGUUCAGUUAUUAAAUUGAAUUUUUAAUCUAA